CCCGUUUCAAGUUCCCAUUAUUCGUAACGCGUGCGCAUUUUCUACUUGACCGUCUCUAUGUGAUUAUAUACGAUAUGUGACAUAUAUACAUACGUAUGUACUUAAUUAUUUUAUAAGCAAAAUUAAGUAUACUUGUGAUAUAUAUAUAUAAAACUUCAUAGUCAAGUUGUAAAACAUUUGUUACGUUGGUAAAACAUAACAAUGACAUUGGCAAUAUUGAAACAUAUAUCGAUAGUGCAGAAUGAUUUUAAAAACAUUAGUACGCGCGAAAGGUGUAUCGAGUGCCUUUACCGGCGUGGAAUUUUUAUUUAAUUGUAUGAACGUAUCAGAUAAAAUGGGACCUCUUGAAACUGCAAAAAAAAUUGCUGCUUAUAAAGCUAUCGAUGAAUACGUCAAGGACAAUAGUGUAAUCGGAAUUGGUAGUGGGUCCACAAUUAUUCAUGCUAUACACAGACUUGCCGAACGUGUAAAGGAAGAAAAACUUCAAGUAGUUUGUAUACCUACUUCGUAUCAAGCUCGACAACUGAUAUUGAAUAAUCAUUUAACAUUAGGCGAUUUGGAAUCUUUUCCAAAGUUAGAUUGUGCCAUUGAUGGAGCAGAUGAAGUUGAUGCUGAAAUGAAUAUCAUUAAAGGUGGUGGGGGAUGUUUGCUUCAAGAAAAAAUUGUUGCUUCAUGUGCCAAAGAAUUUAUUAUUAUAGCUGAUUAUACAAAACAUUCGGAAAAACUUGGACAACAAUAUAAGCAAGGUAUACCUAUCGAAGUAGUUCCUAUGGCAUAUGUUCCUAUUCAACAUAGAAUUGAAGAUAAUUAUGGCGGCGAUGUAAAGAUAAGAAUGGCUGUUGCUAAAGCUGGACCUGUUAUAACCGACAAUGGUAAUUUUAUUUUGGAUUGGCAUUUUCCACAAGAUUUGAGUGAUUGGAAUAAAAUUAAUGAAGAAAUUUUAUUGAUGCCUGGAGUAGUGGAGACAGGUCUUUUUAUUAAAAUGGCAAAUAAAGCAUAUUUUGGUAUGACAGAUGGGAGUAUCAAGGAACAACCAUAAAAAAAUUAUUGUGCAUCUAGACAAAUGUUAUUCUCCAUAUUACAUAAUAUGGUUUUAUCAGAAUUUAUCGAAAUUCAGAUCUUGCCUUUAAAUAUAUAAUUUUUUCUCAUAUUAUGUAGUCAUUGUAAAAUAUUGUUAGGCAUUUUAUAUCGACUGAUUUAUAUUACAAUUGUUUUUAUCGAA
Molecule: messenger RNA, 1222 nt
Organism: Vespula vulgaris
Lineage: Eukaryota; Metazoa; Arthropoda; Insecta; Hymenoptera; Vespidae
Gene: Rpi
Product: ribose-5-phosphate isomerase
Exons: 7
Coding region: 242-1039 (265 amino acids)
Biological process (GO): pentose-phosphate shunt, non-oxidative branch; D-ribose metabolic process
Cellular component (GO): intracellular membrane-bounded organelle
Molecular function (GO): ribose-5-phosphate isomerase activity
Source: RefSeq, a predicted model, not a curated record